Messenger RNA from Stylophora pistillata, 1354 nucleotides. RefSeq lists its product as uncharacterized. The record is from RefSeq and is a predicted model, not a curated record. Lineage: Eukaryota; Metazoa; Cnidaria; Anthozoa; Scleractinia; Pocilloporidae.
UAUUGUAACAGUAUGCGAUUGCAUAUUGUAAGCAGCAUUCGAACUCCUUGUCGAAAGAUUCUUGCCUCUGUCUAUCGUUUUUUCCCAGAUCAAAGGAUAGCCUCGUCCAGGGUAAGUACAGCAAGUACAGUCGAUCCAGCAUGAUGCGGACCAUCUUCAAAGUCAACGAGUUGCACCUCGCGGUAGCGUUUACGUUCGCGUCAUCUGUGGCUGCAGAAAAAGCGUACGUCGUUGGAAAGGGAAAAGAUGAAACUUUGCUGAUUAUGAGUAUUGUGUUCCUGUUGGUGUGUAGCUUGUUUUUUCUGAUCAGCGUCAUGAUGUCUUUGAUGUUGAUCAGACGAUCCAAGGUUACAUACGGGAUUGGAAAAGGAUAUGACCUGGAAGAGACGGAGGAGAAGUAUCAGAGCAUGUACCGGUCCAGCGAGCACGCUGAAGACAAGCCAGAGCAGCUUAAGCUCAAAGAUGUAAGCAAUGGAUUUUAUGACUCCAUAGAAGAUAUCAAGACAAGUGAGCAGCGGAACAACAAUAUGGGCAAAACUAACGCUCCGCCGGGAGCAGAAAAGGACAUCAAGGAGAGUGACAAAGACACGAAGGCUCUCAGUUCCUUCCAUAACAAGGCGUACCAAAGUACCAGCAUGCAAUCUGGCGUGGAUCUGGUGGAAAAGUGACGUCAAACCACCUUCAAAGGCUAAAGACAAAAACACAUCGUUUUGAUUAAUAAUAAAAAGUGAAACAUGCAAGAGCUGGUGAAAAAUUAAGUAACUUCUCUCAACAUUUUCAAUUUAAUUGAGGCAUUAUCAAUGUAAAUUUGUCUGUGUCCUCUGUUUAAGUCUCAAAUUCGUGGAAAUAGCCAGAUUUCACCAACAUUGCAUCUGGUCUAGCUACAGUUGGGGAUGAUCAAUUUGAAGUAAAGUUUGCUAACAAAAAUGAUCUCGUGUUUCCAAGCUUGUAUCAAUAAUUCAUUCUGUAUACUGACGACAUGCAACGUUAUGACUGAUUGCUUGGAUUACCUAAGUGACUUACUGCCUCAACUGACUUACUGACUGACUGACUGACUGACUGCCUAACCGGCUGACUGACUGACUGACUGACUGACUAGCCGACUGACUGACAGAAUAAUUGACAGAUUGAUUGACUGAAUGACUGACUGAUUGACAAGCUGGCUGACUGAAGUCUCACCAAGGUACUUUCCACCCUACGUUACAGGUUAUAGAAGAGUUAUAUAAGGGAAAACAAAAAGAUUCUCUAUGAAGUAAGAUAUGACAAGCUGAAUUUCUAGCGGGGAUUUUAAAUAUUGCAUGCUAUUGAUGGGAUAUAUUUAUCCCGCAUUAAAGCGGAUAUUUGACUCAAACGA